Toxorhynchites rutilus septentrionalis is the source of this 1247-nucleotide messenger RNA. It is a transcript of the gene Cpr11A, whose product is annotated as cuticle protein 3. Bases 310 to 984 code for a protein of 224 amino acids. The record is from RefSeq and is a predicted model, not a curated record. Gene Ontology annotation, cellular component: chitin-based extracellular matrix. The transcript is spliced from 4 exons. Gene Ontology annotation, molecular function: structural constituent of chitin-based larval cuticle. NCBI's taxonomy places the organism in Eukaryota, Metazoa, Arthropoda, Insecta, Diptera, Culicidae.
UCCUGGCCGGGGGUUCAAAUUUUGCGGCAGCAGAUCCGCCACCAAAAUCGUUAUAUAAAAUGACACACCUACGGGCGCUCUGGUUUAGUUUGAUAGCGGAGUCGAUCUUCGCAGUAUCUGUUGGAGGUUUCGCUGGAAUUCGCUGUGCUUUCUCGUUUGUCUCGUCGCGUGUGCACUCGUAGCUGACUAGGGAUCUGUUGCUGUGGAGAAGAUUAGAGCAGAGGGUGGAAGUGUGAUUCGAUAACUGGUCCUGCAUUGCGUUGUUCCUGUCUUUCUGUUCGGAAGAGAACCGAAUAAAACGAGCACAAAAUGAGAAUUCUACCGGUGAUUUGUUUUUGUGGAAUCGUCGGGUUGACGUGGGCCGCGAAGCUGAAAGUGCCUUCCAAAAACCGCAACGAGGAUCUGUUCAAGGACGAUGAGUUCACCUUCCCCGUGGAGGACAACAAGGACCCAACCAUCUAUACUGGGAACAUAAUGAAGGCGGGAAUUCUGAUGGCCACCAUUAAGAAUAAGGGCAAGGGUCAGUUCAAAUAUGCAGUUGAGACUGAAAACGGAAUUGAGGUGGAGCAGAUCGGUAAAUUGCGUAGCGAUAACAAAACUUUCGUGGUCAUGGGAUCGUACACAUACACGGGAGCCAACGGAAAGCGAUACCGCGUGCGGUAUACCGCCGACGAGUUCGGAUACCAUCCGAUCACGGAGCUUGAUCUGGAUCUUCCUGAGAUCCAACCAAUCCAGCCAGUAACGCGGCCUCCAACACUGCGUCCUUUCACCACCAGGACAACGACGACGCCCCCACCGGUCACCGAGGACACUGGCUACCACUACGAGCCUCCAUCGAAUGCGUACCUUCCAUCGGUCAACGCGUAUCUACCACCCACGAAUGCCUAUCUGCCACCCACCAAUGGUUACUUGCCUCCGAGUGGCGUUAAUGAGCCCUCGAGUGAGCAGCUGCCACCACUUUUCAACCCGCUGGUGCGGGGAUAGUGAGAGGCUUAACGACGCAGAUACCGUCGCUACCGACACGAAUUUCGCUUCGAUCAGUUCGCUGGGGGUGGUGCGAACGGGAGACAGUAUUUUAGGUUGUAUAUUUAACUAUCCUACCGCAAUCAACCGUGUACAUAUUACAUUAUAGUGAUAUCAUAAGUAAUUUAUAAUAAAAAAAAGACGGGUGGGUAAUGUCGGUGACAUAACCGGAGUGACGUAGGACUAUACAAAGGGGACAGCUUUUGCUAAAUAUAUAUUUUAAA